UCUUCUCCACUCUGCAACUUUCCCGUGCUGGAGCAGGCAGGAUUAGAGAGGGGAGUGGAGUAGCCUGCCACAGAGGGGGGAGCCGAACAGGCUGGGCUACAGGGGCCAAAACACCAGACUGACAGAAAAAGGGGGAGAGGGGCACAAUGCACCCCCAACUGGCACUGUUGCUCCUGGUCGCCCCCCUGUGCUUCCCCCUGGAGACUGAGACUCCUACAGCUGGUUGUACUUUUGAAGCGCACAGUGACAUUGGUCCCUGUGAGGUGACACAGGGCACACAUGAUGAUUUUGACUGGAGCCUCGUACAGGAUCCUCGCAGAGACACUGACUUACCUCAAGGUUCAUAUCUUGUGGUUAAUUCAUCCCAACAUAUCUCAGGAAAACGAGCUCAACUCUUGUUUCAAUCAUUAAGCGAGAAUGACACUCACUGCCUGCAAUUCAGUUACCUCCUCCACAGCAGAGAUGCAAGAGGUCCAGGCACAUUGCGAGCUUACGUACGUGUAAAUGGGGGUCCUUUGGGCACAGCGGUGUGGGAGGUAUCUGGACCCCGUGGUAGGCAGUGGCACCAGGCAGAGCUGGCUGUGAGCACCUUCUGGCCAAGCGAGUACCAGGUGUUGUUUGAAGCCGAAGUAUCAGGAACUCCACAGGGAUUCAUCGGAUUAGAUGACAUUCUCCUUUUUAGUUACCCAUGCUCUCAGGCUCCCCACUUUUCCCGCCUUGGGGAGGUAGAAGUGAAUGCUGGGCAGAAUGCCACCUUCCAGUGUCCUGCUGCAGGAAGGGCAAAUGAGGGGGAAAGCUUCGUAUUGCAGAGGCAGACCGGGGGCAUCACUUCCUCUGGAAUAAUCCAGCAUACAAGCCACUGGCGGCUCAUGGCCUCUUUCCAAUUGUUGGAGGCAUCACAGGAGGUUCAAGACUUAUACCGUUGUGUAAGCUCCUCCAUCCAUGGUGCAGGUGUUUCUAAUUUUGCAGAGCUUGUGGUGAAAGAGCCCCCAACCCCAAUUGCUCCACCUCAACUUCUUCGGGCUGGACCCACCUAUCUAAUCGUACAGCUCAACACUCGUUCCAUUACUGGGGAUGGGCCAAUCGUACGCAGGGAGAUCGAGUACCGUGUGACUGGGGGUACAUGGCGCGAGCGGCAUGCAGUCACUGCACAUACGUACAAGCUGUGGCAUCUGGAUCCUGACUCACAAUAUCACGUGUCUGUGUUGCUCACACGCCCUGGGGCAGGGGGAACAGGAAAGCCAGGUCCGGCUCUGGUCAGCAGAACCAAGUGUGCAGAACCCAUGCGUGCACCUAAGGGACUGUCGUGCACAGCAGAGCAACCACGUCAGAUGACCCUUCACUGGGAACCAGUGGGCUUCAAUAUCACUCGUUGUCACACCUUCUCAGUGACAUUGUGUUACCACUAUGAUUCAAGCACACUGCAGGAUUGUGUGACAGCAGAGGGAGGGGUAAACCAUUAUACGUUGCGUGGGCUGCCCCCACACCGUGCCAUUCAGUGUCGCCUGGUGGUCACCAAUCCUGAGGGCAGGAAAGAGGGCAAGGAGGUGAUCUGCCAUACACAAGAAGAUGUCCCUGGGGGAAUUGCCUCUGAGUCCCUGGUCCUCACACCUACGGAUGAUGCAGUCUUACUAGCUUGGGACGAACCUGCAGAGCCGAAUGGGGUCCUAACACAGUAUGAGAUUAGUUACCAGAUUAUUGAAUCCUCAGACCCUGGAGUAAGUGUGCCUGGCCCACGUGGUACCAUCUGCAAACUACCCAAUGAAACAUCUCAUCUCCUCACAAAUCUCCACCCAGGAACCACUUACUUACUGAGUGUGAGGGCACGAAACAGUAAGGGCUAUGGGCAGAGUGCUCUCACUGAGCUUACCACAAACAUCUCAGCACCUGCUUUUGAUUACAGUGACCUUCCUCCCCCACUGGCUGAGACUGACCAUACCAUCACAGUACUUCUGAGGCCAGCUCAGGGCAGGGGAUCCCCAGUCAGUUUUUACCAGGUGCUGGUGGAAGGUGAGACUUCCCGUCGUUCUCGACGUGAGCUAGGCAUCCCUGGCUGUUUCCCUGGGGCAUAUGGAUAUGAAGAGGCUGAAACAGAGGGUGCCACUCAAUAUGUUGGGGCGGAAUUGCCACCAAGUGACCUAUCUCAUGACACACCAUUUAUUGUUGGGGACAACCGAAGCUAUGGAGGCUACUGGAAUCCACCCUUAGAUCCCCGUAGAGGCUACCUAAUCUACCUGCAGGCUGCUAGCCACCACCGGGGGGAAACACGUUUGAAUUGUGUUCGAAUUGCCAGGAAAGCUCCAUGUAAGGACAGCCACCGCUCCUCUGUGGCCCCCCAGCGCUCUGAGGAGAUGGGGCUGGUGCUGGGAAUCUGUGCUGGGGGUCUGGUAGUGUUCAUCGUUCUUCUGGGGGCAGUUAUUAUCGUGGUCCGAAAGGGAAGAACACAGUUCUCUUAUGCUUACUACCCGAAGCCAUUGAGUCUGACUAAGUCAGCACUACCAACAAGACAUGAGAAGACCAGCAUUGUUGGACCCAGAGAACACGCCAAGAUCACUGAUCAGCCCACCCUACUUCAGGAGGAAGCAGCUCUUGCAUUCCUUCACAAUUAUAACAACCGAGGUGAACCUAGAGCUGGAUCUGUUACAGAAUCAAGCAGUCUUCUUGGAGGGUCCCCACGGCGAAAUGGAGGCAGAAAAGGUUCUCCCUACCACACAGGACAGUUACACCCAGCAGUAAGAGUGGCAGAUCUGCUUCAACAUAUAAAUCAAAUGAAGGUGGCCGAAGGCUAUGGAUUCAGGCAGGAGUAUGAAAGUUUCUUUGACUGGGAUGUGUCUAAGAAGAAGGACAAAGGGAAAGGAAGACAGGAGGCACCACCAAAUUAUGAGCGGCACCGUGUCAGGCUUCACCCUUUGCAAGCAGAUAACAGCACAGAAGAGAUUAAUGCUAACUACAUUGAUAUCCGGAUUAACAGAGAAGAACUGUCAGCAAUUCAGCAGUGUAAAAGACCGAAGCUGUUGUCAUUGGGUUAUCACAGGUCCAAUCAUUUUAUCGCUACGCAAGGUCCUAAGCAAGACAUGAUCUAUGAUUUCUGGCGAAUGGUUUGGCAGGAACACUGCUCGAGUAUAGUGAUGAUCACCAAACUGGUGGAAGUUGGAAGGGUAAAAUGCAGUAAGUAUUGGCCUGAUAGCACUGAAACAUAUGGAGAUAUUCGGAUUACCUUGCUGAACACUGAGAGUCUGGCAGAGUAUACAGUGAGGACACUUGCCUUGGAGAGGCGGGGCUACACAGUAAGACAUGAAGUAAAGCAGUUCCACUUCCUGUCAUGGCCAGAACAUGGAGUACCAUUCCAUGCAACUGGGCUUCUGGCGUUUAUCCGUAGAGUUAAGUCCUCUACUCCACCUGAUGCAGGUCCUGUUGUGGUGCAUUGCAGUGCUGGAGCAGGAAGAACAGGAUGCUAUAUAGUCCUAGAUGUAAUGCUGGACAUGGCGGAGUGUGAGGGAGUUGUGGACAUCUACAACUGUGUAAAAACACUUUGCUCUCGACGAAUUAACAUGGUGCAAACACAGGAACAAUAUGUAUUCAUCCAUGAUGCAAUACUGGAAGCAUGUCUGUGUGGAGAUACAGCUAUUCCUGCGUGUGACUUUAGACAGACGUACAAGGAGAUGUUGCAGAUAGAUACACAGAGCAACUCUACACACCUGAGAGACGAAUUCCAGACACUUAAUUCAGUGACUGCCCAGCUCGGUGUAGAAGAGUGCAGUGUUGCUCUUUUACCCCACAACCGUGACAAGAACCGCAGUAUGGAUGUAUUGCCUCCAGACCGUUCCCUACCUUUACUGCUCUCUGCCCAUGGCGAGGACACCAGCAAUUACAUCAAUGCCGCUUUGACUGAUAGUUACACAAGGAGCUCACAUGUGAUUGUCACUUUGCAUCCUCUGCAAAACACAAUUACAGACUUCUGGAGAUUGGUUUAUGACUAUGGUUGCACUAGUAUUGUAAUGCUAAACCAGCUCAACCAGUCCAACUCUGCAUGGCCCUGCCUGCAGUACUGGCCAGACAGUGGGAUUUCCCGUUAUGGGCCAAUGGAAGUGCAGUUUGUGUCUGGAUCAGUAGAUGAAGAUGUAGUGACUCGCCUUUUUCGUGUACAAAAUAUCACUAGGGAUGAACAUCUUCUGGUCAAACAUUUCCAGUACUUACGCUGGUCUCCAUAUAGAGAUACUCCAGACACCAAGAGGUCGUUUCUACAACUUUUGUCUUUGGUGGAGCAGUGGCAAGAUCAAAAUAGAGACCACAGAAUGCUAGUACACUGCCUGAAUGGUGGUGGUCGGAGUGGAACAUUUUGUGCCUGUGCAAUGCUAUGUGAGAUGGUGCGAUGUCACCAAAUAGUGGAUGUGUUCUAUGCUGUGAAAAGUCUAAGGAAUGUCAAACCAAAUAUGGUGGAGACACUGGAUCAAUACCGCUUCUGCUAUGAAAUUUCUCUUGAAUAUUUGGACUCCAUCGACACCAGAUAGCAUUCAAAAACACUUCAGGUGACAUUCCUGUAUUCUGUACCCAGCAGAUAUUGCUUCAUUUCGACUGCCAAAAAUAAAAGGGAGUUUAACCACCUUUCUUCUUGCAAAUUCAAAAGGGCUUCUCUUUACUAAUCCUUCUAUGUACUACAUAAUUCCAUACCUUGAAAGGUAGCAUGCAACAAGAUCUGUCAGUCUAGGGAUUAAAAUUGGAAGUCCUGCCAAUAUAUGUGUGUACAUAUUUGUAUCUGUACAUAUUUUAAAUAAAGACUGAAAAGCUUUGGUUCCCAGUAUGCUAUACUAGGAAUAAUUUAUGGUCACACACAGGAGAUAUGCAAACAUGUGAACAAGGUCAUUGCCAGUUUAAUUGGUUCAGUAGGGUAUGUGAUGUAAGAUCAAUUGAGCUACAUACAAAAGGAUCUACUACGAUAUUUUGUCUCUCUCUCUCUGUAAAAUCAUAUAAAAUUGAGAUAUAGACUAAUGUAGCAUAGUGCACAAACAGAAUCAGAAAAGGACCCUGUUUUGUUUGAUCCUACAACAGACACCACAUAAUACAAUAUGUUUGUCAUUCUGAUUAUUAUCUGUAAAUAAGGGUAUAUUAUGUAUUAAUCCCAUAAGUAAUGAUGGGGUUUUUUAAUGCUUUAUUGUAUCAAAUAAAAUGCCUGUUUUUCUUA
Pelobates fuscus (common spadefoot toad) is the source of this 5182-nucleotide messenger RNA. RefSeq names its product protein tyrosine phosphatase receptor type U (gene PTPRU). Lineage: Eukaryota; Metazoa; Chordata; Amphibia; Anura; Pelobatidae. The transcript has 33 exons. Gene Ontology annotation, biological process: protein dephosphorylation. Gene Ontology annotation, molecular function: protein tyrosine phosphatase activity; protein binding. The coding region runs from base 147 to 4511 and encodes 1454 amino acids. The record is from RefSeq and is a predicted model, not a curated record. Gene Ontology annotation, cellular component: membrane.